GAUGUCGAAAGUGUGUAUCAUUGGUGGAGGUGUAUCUGGUCUACCGACUAUAAAAUCGUGUCUAGAAGAGAAUUUGGAGCCAACGUGCUUUGAAAAGCAUAAUGAUAUCGGAGGAAUUUGGGCUUACACUACUGAUACAAAUAGAUUUUGCGCAUCAGAAUCAACAAUAUUAAAUCUAUCUAAAGAGAUGAACGCCUAUUCUGAUUUUCGUCCGAAAGCUGAGUAUCCACCCUUUUUAACAAGGGAACACUACCAUAGAUAUUUAAAGGCAUAUGCUAAAAACUUUAAAUUAAUGAAAUAUAUUAAACUUGAACACGAAAUUUUAAAAGUUGAAAGAAAUGGUAGAACAAAAUGGUUUGUUACAGUUAAAGAUCUAACAAGUGGUAAUAUUUCAAAAUUGGAUUUUGAUUUUGUCAUUAUAUGCACUGGAAGAAAUUCUUCUCCAAAUAUCGUCAACUUAAAAGGUUCGGACGAUUUUCAAGGUAGAAUUAUACAUUCUUAUCAAUAUAAGAAUUGGAAAAAAUACGAAGAUAAGAGAGUUGUCGUUGUUGGAAGUUUAAAUACUGGUCUAGAUAUUGCUUGCGAACUGAGUAGAGUGUGUAAUCAAGUUUUUUUGGUAAGUCGGAAAGGUCAAUGGAUCUUACCAAGAUUAUUGGAAGGGAAACCAACCUAUGCAUCAGUUUCAUCGCGAUUCAAAGGGUUUCUACUUGGCACAUUACCAUUGUCUGUAAUAAAUUUUAUCAGAAAAAUUAAACACAACUCUUAUUUCGAUCAUGAACUUCUUGGUUUAAAACCAGAAUUUGAACCUUCUGAUAAAACUGGAACGGGUCUAAACUGUGAAAUAGCAGCAAGACUUAUUUGCGGUAGAGUAAUGCUUAAACCAAAAAUUGAGCGUCUACAUCAAAGAAGCGUUGAAUAUGAAGAUGGUACCGUAUCCGAUACUAUAGACGAAAUAAUACUAUGCACAGGUUACAACAAUCAAUGCCCUAUUUUAAAUACAAUCUCUGAUAUUGAAGGGAAAAUAAAUAAUGAAACAACUGAUUUAUAUCGUCUUAUGUUUCCCAUUACCGAUUAUGAGCCUACCAUUGCAGUUGUCGGUCUAUUCGGUGUGCCUGGUGGAGUUGCGGGCGUUUCGGAAAUGCAAUCUAGAUGGAUUUGUAAUGUAUUUAAGAAAACGAUUACUUUACCUAAUAAAUCGUAUAUGAAGAAGAAAGUCAAAGAAUUUCAAAGUGCGAUGAAGAAACGAUACAAACAUGGAGCUGAACCAUUUAACUAUAUAUCAUACAUUCCAACAAUGAACACCUUGGCAUCGGAAAUAGGAUGCAAACCAAAUUUCUGGAAAUUAUUUCUAACUAAACCGAAAUUGGCAUUUAAACUAUAUUUUGGACCAAUGGCCCCUUACCAAUAUAGAUUAUUUGGACCAAAUAAAUGGGAAGGUGCGGAAAAGGCUUCAACGAAUAUUAUUCUCGAUACGUUUUCAUCGAUAAUGAAGGAGAAAAAGAAAACAAAGACAACUAGCUCAAUUCCAAAGUUAUUUAUUUUAGUAGUGAUCCUUUCCCAAACUAACAAUGAAGAAUUCAAAAGGAACAAAAGUUUGGUUUGUGCCAUGAUAAAUUCAACUGACAAAUUUUUCGAUCGGUCCCACAUUCGGGAAACCGUAGAGGAUAUGCUUAUAAAUAUAUAUGAAAUGAACGAAACUGCUUUCUGUCCACUAAAUCUUCUUAGGAAGGUUUGCGGGGUCUCGAUUAUGUCGAUUAUUAUGUCGAAAGAAUACGGUUUAGAUGAUGAUGAAUUGGGAAAUUUAAUUAGGCUUAUUGGUGUAUGGUACGAUAGUUUAGGAACUUGGAAUUUUCUCUAUUACCUUUUACCUUUUCCUUCUCUUUUUCUAAAGUUUUUCGCCAAGGAUACUUUGGAGGCCAGUAGACAAGUUAAAGAAUUCGUUAGGGAGAGUAUCAAAGAACACGAGCUAUGUUUGGAUACGGAAAACCCUAGGGAUUUUAUUGAUUAUAUGUUAAGCGAAUACAAGGGAAAAGUAGACCUAAAUCGUAUCAUAGAUACGAUGUAUGUAACAUUUCCUGACGCUAUACAUACAAUUUCGUUUCUCGUAUAUUUAAGCCUAUGCUAUCUCGGUUACCAUCAGAGAGUACAAGAGAAUGCUCAACAGCUUCUCGAUUUAGUAACAAAAGGAACCGGACCAAGUCUAAAUGAUAGAGAAAAAUUAGCAUACAUAGAAGCAAUCAUAUUGGAAACGUUACGAAUAAGUAAUAUGGUACCUAUGCUUACCGGUCACUUUCCGACUAAGGAUAGUACUCUAAAUGGUUAUAAAAUACCAAAAUCUUCGACGAUUGUGGGUCUUUUAAAUAGUACACAUUUUAAUGAAGAAUUCUUUGCGGAGCCUAAGAAAUUCAAACCCGAGAGGUUUCUAGAUGAUGAAGGAAAUCUAUUAGUGAACAAAAAACUACUAAGCUUCGGAAUCGGUCAAAGGAUGUGUAUAGGAAAAGAAAUAUCAAUAAAAGAAUCAUUUUUAUUAACAUCGAAUAUCCUUAAACACUUUCAAGUCUCCAUUAAACAAGAUUUAUCGUUGGACGAUGACGAGUUUGAAAGAAUAAUCAUGUCUCCUAUUUCAACGAAAACUGAGGUUAUUUUUAAACCUAGGAGGACACAUUAA
This is a messenger RNA of Dimorphilus gyrociliatus, 2668 nucleotides long. Lineage: Eukaryota; Metazoa; Annelida; Polychaeta; Dinophilidae. The record is from the annotation of a GenBank genome assembly.